Molecule: messenger RNA, 4034 nt
Organism: Ciona intestinalis (vase tunicate)
Lineage: Eukaryota; Metazoa; Chordata; Ascidiacea; Phlebobranchia; Cionidae
Cellular component (GO): membrane
Source: RefSeq, a predicted model, not a curated record
UGUCGGUAACCAGCCCCUGUUUCAAAAUGUCGUUGUCCGUUGAUAAUACCAUUUGUUGUGGUUUUGACUUGGGUUUCUAAACAACGCGAUCACGCUACAACAAGUCUGGUGCAAAUGGCAUGCCCUACUAAACUUGCAUUAACAAUCCGUCUUCAGUUGUGAGCUAUUGAUUCGACAUCUUGUUUGCAAGUCGCUUGCUUUCGCGGAAAAGUGAUUUAAAAAUCGAACGGCCUUUCGGACAUGCUAUGGGAAUUACGUUUACACAAAUUCUUCAAAGGACCACAAAUGCUAUAGAUUUUGUCGGAAUGAACGAACCGGUGGCAUCAUACUCGGUAAAGGUGGUCAGAGGCGAAAAUGUAAAACGUCUGUCUUUCAAUGAACAAUCUGUUCGAAACUCGAGCGCAUUAAUGCCAGUCAUUCGUGGCAUUGAAGGUCGGCAACGCGUCCCGUAGAAUUUAACGGAUCCGAAUUCAAUUAGUCGAAGGGCAAUAAAUAAUUGAUGUUUUCGCUAGACGCGCUUUGUUUUCUUACGCCUGUCUGGCUGCCUUAAUUCGACGGCGCAGCAGAACGGCCCCUGUAGGUCUCUGGGGUAAGCUCGAGACAGUAGCACGUUUUGGCAAAAAGCGAAAGGUGGACCGCUGAUACAGUUACCAAGGCUAGAACAGGCUAUGUUAGCGAAUUUUACCCGCUUAAAAAUAUUGUAGAAGUUUUAGGUUUUUGCCUAGAAGUAUUUACUCAUAGAUAUGGCACACGCUUCUGCAAAAUGUCGAAAACUUUAUUGUUUAGAAAGUCCAAUAAAAGUUCUGCUUUCGUCGGCGUGUUUUUCAUACGCAGCCAUUAAGUUGUUACUCAGAAGUCCCGAUUUCUAAACAAGAUUUUGGACAGGAAGAUUUUGGUGAAUAAACCUCCUAGGGGACAAAGAUAUAGUGUGGUGCUGUUCUGGUUUUUUUAAACUAAUUUCUUAACAACCUGGAUUUAGUUGAAUAUUUGUCAGAUCAUUUUAAUCAGUUGGCCUGGUUCGUCUCUUAUAUUUAAAUUUCUUCUGCGAUAGGUUUCAACUGAAAACCUUUUUCUUUUCUUGGCGCAAUAGUUUAAAACACGGUUUUCCAAAACUGUUGUGAUAUUUUGGUAGAAUGUUGUUGCUAGUAAGAAAAGAAUGGAUGUGACCUUUUUAUCUUAUAAUUUCACGUUGGUGUUUUAGAGUUGUCGUAUUGGUGUAGCAUGACCAUAAUGCACGAUGCAGCAUCUCCCACUGACCAUUGGAGAUACAUCGUUCGAGAAAUAACGGACGGCCUGCGUGGUGCGAGGGAAGAGAGUGAAGAAAGCAAAUGGAGAGAUCACAAAAAGAAAGAAGGCAAAAAAGAAGUGGAUGCGAACGCUCGAGAGAGCAGGAGUAAGUCUAUGCGUGAUGUAGGUAUCCCAUAUGAAGAAGAUCAAACCGACUUCACAAAAUACAGCGGCGGUUUCAUACCAAUUGAUUACAGAGAGCGAGAGCAGUGUCCAGAUACUUCUGGGUGGCGAAACGGACACACGGGAACUCUCUCCUCAAUACACGGUUUAAAACAUAAACAGGAACCAGGGACAUCGCCGCAGUGGAAGCGCUCCGCUUCUGUGAGCUGUGUUUUCAGUCCUGUUGGUGUUCAUAAUGUGAAUAAUAGAAUGCUUCCUCUUGGCCGGGGGCAGUGGUACCCGAUAGAAAAGGAAAACUACAUUCAAAACUACAACGACGGAUCAAGUGAUGAUUCAACUGAGUUCGUUCUUGUAAAUGAAGCUUCAACUAGUUUUAAACGUGUUAACACCGUACGCGAAACAUCCUUCUCCGCAAGGCGUGGUUGCCCUGAGACCACCCUCGAAUACAUUAACCACAACAAAGUUACAUACCCCAACCACGUCCACAGGGCUCCUAUAAGCGGUACUUCUGCAAGUGCCUUUUACAAAAUCCCAAAAAUGAAUUCCCUUCCUCGAAACGUUCGCUCCAACCCUGCGCGCACUCAUGCGUGGAGAGCAGCGGUGCGUGAACAAUGUAGAGGUUCGGACCGCCUUGCCAGAUCUCUUCCACACGACAUUGUAAAGAUUGGUGGCUUCAGUCAAAGUAUGACGUCAUCACCCGCCAUCACCCUCUGCAGCAGCGGAAUGCAGGCUUGUGACGUCACAAACAGCUACAAACUUUCGAAAGCGAUCGCGAAAUCACCGGUAUCUAGAGUAAGAAAUCGAAAGUCGGCGCUGCGGAAGACGAGACGCCGUCAUCGAACCGGUUCAUCCGUCAAGACUCGACAUUGCAGGAAACGAGCACGGCUUCGUCGUAAUUCAAAUCUUUACACCAAGAAAAUUUACUACAAAUCAACAAAUCGUAACAUCUACGCUGAACCGGCGUCGGACAAUUUCUUUUUGGCUCUGUUUGCAUCUUUGUUUUGCUGCCUUCCGCUCGGCCUUGCAUCACUGUGCUACACUUACAGAGUGAAAAAACAUUUGGCCAACAAAGACCACGACAAGGCGCACAUGAGCUCUCUUCUUGGAAGAAGUCUUGCUAACACUGGUGUGAUGCUGGGAAUUACUGGCCUUGCUAUAACUCUUGUAUUUUUCAUCGUCAGAGCGAAUAUGCCGUAUGCUUCAAUGGAAUAUGAUUACUACUUGCCAGAAUACAUGAGCGGCGGGUAACAGAGACUUGCAUUGGAUUGCCUGGCGCACCUUUGGGUUACGACCGGGACUCUGAAACUUAGUUUUCUUCAGGCCUGUUGCUGUUCUUGCGCUUCCCAAUUGCAUCAAUCCCUUUGCUUGGGAUCACGCUUCAAAAGCGGAACAAAAACAAUUGACAACCUGCGUUUUAGUUCGGACAGCAGCAUGUGCUGUGUAUGAACCAGCAAAGAGUUCAUUCGCCACAUUGCAGCGUAAACGUCGGUAAAACCGACACUUAUAUAGAUAGAAUUCUUAUUCGUUUGAGUAUGUGUCGUUUAAAACGAGCCUAUAAUGGAAAAGCUUCCAGAAAUUGUACUAUUCCCGCUUAUAGUCUUCCGCGUUACUUUUAUCCCCUUCGUAAUGAUUCCAAAUAAGGUAUAUAGCUUGCACUCACUAUAGAAACUAUGUAAUAACGCCAUUAUAUUUGCAUAUAUAACUUAAGUGUUAUACACCGGAUGCCGGUCGACCUAAAGGUUAUCGAAUUUGCCUUCAAUAUAUUGAACAGAGAAUGCAGAAACGGGCUCUACCGUCACAGCCGUCCUUCGGGGUCUGUAUAAUCUUUGGAGACAGUGACAGUUAUUGUCUUGUUGCUCGAAUCUGUAAUCAAUAGUCUAACUCUAUAAGCAGAACUAUUACGAAUCGUUUCACCCCAUCUUACAAAAUUAAAAUUGACCGACUCUUUCGUUUUGCAAAAAACAGUUGCCUUUAUAAACACAAAGCGUCUUCAAAGUUCAUUUGCGUCUUUCGCUGUCAAAUCAAUUUUAUAUACCGAGCAAUAUCGACCUUGUGCAUUCAGCCUACGUCGCUUGGGCCUACUUCAUCGCUUAUGAGCCUUUUAAGCCAGUCUCUGCAACGAUGCCAUUCGCUGCAAUUAAUUAUUCAGAGCAACCAUAACAAGUGAUGCAGAUUUGCGUGUCACGUCAAUGGCAAUAUCGAAUGUUGAUGAUAUCUCCAAUUGUUCGCUAUUCCCGGCCCGCAUCAACCCAUAUCGACAUGUUUAACACCACAAGUCCUUAUUUAUAUAGUUGCAGUUUCAUGGUUAAAGUGCGCACUGCUAAUUACAUUGUGACAUACAUUAAUUAUAGACAAAUUCUACAAUAAGCGGUCUAUAGGCUGAACAAGUAACCAGUUUAAUAGUUGGUAAUUAGCCAGGUUUUAUUUAAGGUAUUUCAGAAGCUAUCUACCCACGUUAAUAUAUAUUAUACAACAUAAUGCGAGGUACUAUCUAAAUACACUAAUGUUGUAUUGUGUACAAGUUACAUGUCAAUAAUAUUAUCUACCAUGCAGACAGACCAGGUUCUCUACCUUAAUAUACACAGGGUCGGUGAUCAUACUAUACACUGAGGUUGUAGUGUUAU